Messenger RNA from Lachnellula hyalina, 903 nucleotides. RefSeq names its product putative TLC domain-containing protein. Gene Ontology annotation, biological process: lipid homeostasis. The transcript is spliced from 2 exons. NCBI's taxonomy places the organism in Eukaryota, Fungi, Ascomycota, Leotiomycetes, Helotiales, Lachnaceae. The record is from RefSeq and is a predicted model, not a curated record. The coding region runs from base 1 to 903 and encodes 300 amino acids. Gene Ontology annotation, cellular component: endoplasmic reticulum; membrane.
AUGCUCGACCCCUUCUUCGCACCAUUCCCACUUUUCAAAGAACUCGCCCAACCACUAUGUGACACUCUGCACCUCUACUCACUCCCCCUCCACAUCCACGAAAUCCUCUCCGCAUUCGCCAUUUACCACAUCAUCUUCGAAUACAUCGCCGCCCCGCUCUCAACCGCGCUGCUCCCAACACGUUAUACCGGCCUUUCGUGGGAGAGCAAGCUGAGAUGGAAUAUGCACUGUGUGUCUCUAGUGCAGAGUAUCAGUAUUAGCGUGCUUGCGCUGUGGGUCAUGUGUGUGGAUCAGGAGCGCAAGACGAUGAAUCUGGAGGAACGGUUGUGGGGUUAUACGGGGGCUGCGGGGAUGGUGCAAGCGCUAUCUACGGGGUACUUUUUAUUUGAUCUCUCGGUUAUGAUUCGACAUUUGGAUGUCUUUGGGGUUGGCAUGUUGACGCAUGCUUCGAGUUGUCUUCUGACUUAUACCCUUGGAUUCCGUCCGGUUUUCAAUUACUACGGCUGUGUAUUCAUGCUCUAUGAGUUGUCAACACCUUUUUUGAAUAUCCACUGGUUCUUCGAUAAACUCGGCAUGACUGGCUCGAAAGCCCAACUUUACAACGGCCUCGCCCUUAUUUCCGUCUUUUUUAGUUGUCGCUUGGUCUGGGGAGCAUAUUCCUCUUUCAACAUCUACAAAGAUGUUUGGGACGCUCUCCACAUCACCAACGAUACGAAGUUCGAUUCUCGUCCAGAGAUGAUGAUAUAUGGUCAGGAUAGAUCGCUUCCGUGGUGGCUGGUGGUUUUGUACCUUGGCGGUCAUGUUACCUUGCAGGUGUUGAAUGUUUUUUGGUUGGGCAGGAUGAUUGCGGCGAUUAGGAGGAGGUUUUCGUCCAAGGUAAAGGUUAAUGGGAAAGCUAGAUGA